AUGGCAGCUCACCAUCUCCUGAUGUGGAUCCUCAUGAUUUUGGUGUCAUCCAUCCACUCAGAUGGACUAGAAAUCUACGAGGUGGUUUGACCAAUCAGACUUCAUGAUCUUCCUAAAAAAGCUUUAGAGUCCACCAGGCCUGAUAGAGUGAAAUAUGCCAUGACUCUUGGUGGCAAACGCAUUGAAAUGCAUCUAGUAAAAAACACUGAAUUUAUAACUGAGGACUACACCGAGACUCAUUAUUUGAACAAUGGGACUCCUGUCGUGACUAAACCUGAGGAAAUGGAUCUCUGCUACUACCAGGGAAAGAUCAUGAAUGACUGGAACUCAGUGAUCAGCGUGAGCACCUGUGAUGGAUUGCGGGGUUAUUUCCAGACUGCAGAACAGAGGUUUAUUAUCGAGCCUUUGUCUGAAGACACUGAUGGUGACCAUGCAGUGAUGAAGUACGAAGAUGUGACUGAUUCUCCUUAUGUAUGUGGAGUCACCAACACGACCUGGCACCCUAUUCCUGAAGGCUUCCCAGGCUCUUCCCCUGGCAAAUCUAAAGCUCGCAUGUCAGGGCAAUUAAUGCUCCUGCAAAAGAAAUACAAUGAAGUCAUCCUUGUAGUGGACAACAGAAUGUAUGUGAAGAUGGACAAGAACAUCACCAAAGUGAGACUGAAGAUCUUCGAUAUUCUCAACUUCGUUAACAUCGUGUAUAAACCGUUGAACACUUUUAUUGCUCUGGUCAGUCUGGAAAUUUGGACAGAUUCUGAUAAGAUAGCAGUGAAUACGUCAGCUGGUGAGACGCUGGAUGCGUUUACUAAGUGGAGAAAUGGCGUUCUGAUGAAGAAGAAGCAGCACGACAAUGCACAUCUGAUCACUGAAAUCGACUUUGACGGGUUGACUGUGGGCCAGGCUUACGAUGGCAGCCUGUGCACGGACUUGUCUACCGGAGUCAUCAAGGACCAUGGUACACGAGCCAUAGCUGUAGGUGCCACCUUGGCACAUGAGAUUGGACAUAACCUGGGUAUGAACCACGAUAACAGCUCGUGUGCAUGUGCCGGGGCCAGCUGCAUCAUGAUUGCCUCUCUGAGCUACAACAUCCCACAACUCUUCAGCAGUUGCAGCCUGACCGACUACGAGCAGUUCCUGAACUCACGGAACCCUGAGUGUCUCCUCAAUAAACCCCAAGCCAAAGACGUCCUCCAGCCUGCAGUGUGCGGCAAUGGCUUCCAAGAGACUGGAGAAGUAUGCGACUGCGGGCCUGUGAAGGAAUGCACCAACCCGUGCUGCAAUGCCGCCACGUGCACACUCACAGAGGGCUCAGUGUGUGCAGAUGGAGAGUGUUGUCAGAACUGUAAGAUCGCUGCUGCCACCCAGAUGUGUCGUCCCAUGCGUGAUGAGUGUGACCUGCCUGAAUAUUGCACGGGAUAUUCAAGCUCGUGCCCCGAAGACGUCUUCGCCAUGAACGGUUUGCCGUGCAAGAACAGCGCUGGCUACUGCUACAAUGGCCAGUGCCCAAAACGGGAUGACCAGUGCAUCAAAAUGUGGGGUUCAGGUGCCGUGGUAGGGGUUGAUUUCUGCUACAACCAGAACACAAGGGGAAUGUACUAUGCUUACUGUACACGAUCCAGCAAUGACCAGUAUAUAGGGUGCCAGAAACAGGAUAUAAUGUGUGGGAAGCUUUUCUGUGACAAAGGCCAGACCAACCCGAUCUAUGGCAGGUUCGUCACGUUCAACACCUGUAAAGCCACUUUCUACAGCGACAGCACCAGAGAUUUUGGUCAAGUGGACACAGGAACCAAGUGUGGUGAGGGGAAGGUAUGUAGUAAGAACCAGUGUGUGAGUUUAGACGUCGUCUACAACACAGCCAACUGCAUAGCUAACUGCAAAGGCAAUAGGGUGUGUAAUCAUAAGCUGCAGUGCACUUGCGCACCUAACUGGCUUCCACCUUACUGUGUGAGGCCAGUCAACAGGUCUGAGUCAACAGAUAUAGGUAUGCAGAUAGGCAUUGCUGUGGCCAUCUUUAUCCUGUUGGGGUCUGUUGUAGUCGGGGUGGCCAUCUAUUGCAUCAAAUGUAGGAAGAAUCAAAGCAGGCUGAGCACUCGAGCAGGGGAGGCGGAGCUGGACAGACGCAGCCCAGGUGACCCAUAA
Messenger RNA from Ictalurus furcatus (blue catfish), 2136 nucleotides. Its product is annotated as zinc metalloproteinase-disintegrin-like crotastatin. The record is from RefSeq and is a predicted model, not a curated record. Gene Ontology annotation, molecular function: metalloendopeptidase activity. Gene Ontology annotation, biological process: proteolysis. The transcript is spliced from 20 exons. Gene Ontology annotation, cellular component: plasma membrane. NCBI's taxonomy places the organism in Eukaryota, Metazoa, Chordata, Actinopteri, Siluriformes, Ictaluridae.